Haliotis rubra (blacklip abalone) is the source of this 636-nucleotide messenger RNA. RefSeq names its product involucrin-like. The transcript has a single exon. NCBI's taxonomy places the organism in Eukaryota, Metazoa, Mollusca, Gastropoda, Lepetellida, Haliotidae. The record is from RefSeq and is a predicted model, not a curated record. Bases 1 to 636 code for a protein of 211 amino acids.
AUGUCAGACUCUCCCGCUAACAACAGCGAUGUCAGACUCUCCCACCAACAGCAGCGAUGUCAGACACUAUCACCAACAACAGCGAUGUCAGACUCUCCCACCAACAGCAGCGAUGUCAGACACUAUCACCAACAGCAGCGAUGUCAGACACUCCCACCAACAACAGCGAUGUCAGAAGCUCCCACAACCAGCAGCUAUGUCAGACUCUCCCACCAACAGCAGCGAUGUCAGACACUAUCACCAACAGCAGCGAUGUCAGACACUCCCACCAACAGCAGCAAUGUCAGACACUCCCAACAACAGCAGCGAUGUCAGACACUCCCACCACCAGCAGCGAUGUCAGACACUCCCAACAACAGCAGCGAUGUCAGACACUCCCAACAACAGCAGCGAUGUCAGACACUCCCAACAACAGCAGCGAUGUCAGACACUAUCACCAACAACAGCGAUGUCAGACUCUCCCACCAACAACAGCGAUGUCAGACACUCCCACCAACAGCAGCGAUGUCAGACGCUCCCACAACCAGCAGCUAUGUCAGACACUCCCACCAACAGCAGCAAUGUCAGACGCUCCCAACAACAGCAGCGAUGUCAGACACUCCCACCAACAGCAGCAAUGUCAGACUCUCCCGCUAA